Molecule: messenger RNA, 1972 nt
Organism: Phodopus roborovskii (desert hamster)
Lineage: Eukaryota; Metazoa; Chordata; Mammalia; Rodentia; Cricetidae
Gene: Cep57
Product: centrosomal protein 57
Exons: 11
Coding region: 50-1552 (500 amino acids)
Cellular component (GO): centrosome
Molecular function (GO): identical protein binding; microtubule binding; gamma-tubulin binding
Source: RefSeq, a predicted model, not a curated record
GGCCGGAGCGCGAGCUCGAGGGCGGCGGCCCGCGCUGCGCAGCGGGAAGAUGGCGACCGCCUCGGUGUCGGCGGCUUCGGGGUCGCAGUUUUCGAACAUCCUAGCUGAACCAUCAAGGUCUAAAGGAAGUAUGGUCCAUCAUUCUUCAUCUCCAUAUGUAUUAUAUCCAUCUGACAAGCCUUUCCUUAACAGUGAUCUACGACGGUCCCCAAAUAAGCCCACACUUGCCUACCCAGAAAGCAACAGCAGAGCCAUAUUUUCUGCUCUUAAGAAUCUUCAAGAUAAGAUUCGACGCUUGGAACUGGAAAGGAUUCAGGCAGAAGAAAGUGUGAAAACGUUGUCUAGGGAAACGAUUGAAUAUAAGAAAGUAUUGGAUGAACAGAUACAAGAGAGAGAGAAUUCAAAGAAUGAAGAAUCAAAACACAAUCAAGAACUGGCGUCCCAGUUGUUAGCUGCAGAAAAUAAAUGUAAUCUCUUAGAAAAACAGUUGGAAUACAUGCGAAAUAUGAUAAAGCAUGCAGAAAUGGAGAGGACAUCUGUCUUAGAAAAGCAGGUUUCCCUGGAAAGAGAGCGGCAGCAUGACCAAACCCAUGUCCAGAGCCAGCUGGAAAAGCUGGAUCUUCUUGAACAGGAAUACAACAAACUCACCACAAUGCAGGCUCUUGCGGAAAAAAAAAUGCAAGAGUUAGAGUCUAAACUUCGUGAAGAAGAGCAGGAAAGGAAGCGAAUGCAGGCGCAGGCAGCAGAGUUGCAGACCGGUCUUGAAGCAAAUAGACUUAUUUUUGAAGAUAAGGCAACUUCAUAUGUUCCAACCAGCACUAGAAAAAUUAAAAAAAAGAAGCCAAAACCACCAGAAAAGAAAGGUUCUAGGAACUAUUUUGGUGCACAGCCACAUUACAGAUUGUGCCUAGGUGAUAUGCCCUUUGUUGCUGGAAAGUCCACCAGUCCCAGCCAUGCAGUGGUAGCCAAUGUUCAGCAUGUCUUGCAUCUGAUGAAGCACCACAGUAAGGCUUUGUGCAAUGAUCGCGUUGUUAACAGUGUUCCCUUGGCAAAGCAAGCCUGUUCACGAGGCAGCAAGGUUAAGAAGUCUGUGACACCUUCCUCCGGCAGUGUCUCUGAAGAGCUCUCGGAUGUCUUACAGACUCUGCAGGAUGAAUUUGGACAAAUGAGCUUUGAUCAUCAGCAGCUUGCUAAACUCAUCCAGGAGUCACCAACUGUGGAACUGAAAGACAACUUGGAGUGUGAAUUGGAGGCAUUAGUGGGAAGAAUGGAAGCGAAGGCCAACCAGAUAACUAAAGUCCGAAAAUACCAAGCCCAGCUGGAGAAACAAAACAUAGAUAAUCAGAAGAAGGAAUUAAAACAUAACAAAAAGGCUCUUGAUGAAGAAGGGAACAGCAGCAUUCGCUCAUCCGGAGUCACAAGGACCACAAGUAAGAAGGAAUUUGCCAAACAGAGACCUGGAGAGAGAAGCAGGAAAAAUCUUCAGUUACUGAAGGACAUGCAAACCAUACAGAAUUCACUGCAAAGCAGUAGUCUGUGUUGGGAUUACUGAUGCCAGACCAUAAAUCAUGUACCUUACUGGACAAUGACAGUAGACUUUGCAGGUUUCAUGCUUGCUAAUGUUGCCAUUACUAGCAGGUGUCUAGGGGCCCAAGCUUCAUCACACAGUCUCUUGUGUUAUGCAGCACAGCUGUAUGCAAAUGCAGUUUUAUAGCAUGAGACGCUGCACUGUUUCUUUGAAUUUGCUAUACUUAUAUACUGCACUUUGUAAACAAAUGACCGGUUUUUUACUUGUGUGUUUUUUAAGUAGGACUAUAUGUAAAUUGGGUUUGAAAAUUCAGAACGAGGUUGUCCCCAUAGUCAGUGCUUGAAAAGCCUCGUUUUUAAAUCUUCCCCAGGCAUGAAGUGACCUCUAUUUUCCCCUCCAGAUGACCAUUAAAUGUACUGUUUUCAACUACUGACACAAGGUUUC